CACUCCAAUGGAAAAUGUCGUUUGUUUUUCAGCGUGUUGAUCUGUUGAUAGCGCUGAAAUUAAUGAGGUUAUGUUAUGUUUACUACUGCCAUGAAUUGGUAAACAAUAGAAAUUUAUUGUAAUUCAGAUUGUAAUGCUCUCGAUAAAAAUACCAAGAUGUCUUGUAGUUACGCUGAUGGUUUGUCCGAAUAUGAAAAUAAAGGAGUUCUAGGAGUUCCAGAGAAAUUUGAAUCUGAAGACAAAGUAAAUGAAAAGUGCGAAAUUUUGGCAGAAUGGAUAAAAAAUUCCAAACACGUAGUGGUCCAUACAGGGGCAGGAAUCAGUACUUCAGCUGGUAUUCCAGAUUUCAGAGGCCCAAAUGGCGUAUGGACAUUAGAAAAAAGAGGUGAGAAACCUAAUAUAAAUAUAUCUUUUAAUGAAGCCAUCCCUACAAAAACUCACAUGGCACUUAAACAACUAAUAGAUAAGGAUAUGGUGCAGUAUAUUAUAAGCCAAAAUAUUGAUGGAUUACAUUUAAAAACGGGCAUUUCUAGAAAAAAUAUAGCUGAACUUCAUGGCAAUAUGUUUAUAGGACAAUGUAAUACAUGUGAAAGUCAGUUCGUAAUGCCUGAAGCAACAUCUACAGUAGGCAAAAAAUGCCUAAAUGAAGACUGCAAAAGAUCUGCUGUGCUUAGAGGGCGGAGUUGUAGGGGUAAACUUCAUGAUACUAUUCUUGAUUGGGAGGAUAAUUUGCCUGAACAUGAUCUAGAAAUGUCAGACUACCAAUCAAGUCUUGCAGAACUGAAUAUAUGCUUAGGAACUACUUUGCAAAUCGUUCCUAGUGGAAAUUUACCCCUAAGAAGUAAAAAAUAUAAUGGAAAAGUAGUAAUAGUGAAUCUUCAACCUACCAAACAUGAUAAAAAAGCUGAUCUCAUCAUUAACACAUAUGUAGAUGAUGUGUUGAUUAAAGUGAUGAAAAAACUAGGUUUAGAAAUUCCAGAAUACUCGCAUAAUAUAGAUCCAACUAAACAUCAACUGCCAGACACUGUGAUAGAAUGGAACAUUUUAAAAUCGGAUUUGAAUAAAAUGAAAUUGAAAUAUGAUAAACUCAACAGGGACUACAAAAAGAGAAAAUCUGAAGAAAAAUUGGUGAGCAAUACAAAGAAAAAGCCAAAGAAACCAAAGAAGUGGAUAAAGGAUAAUAAAUUGAAAAAGGAACUGAUAGUAAUAGCGGAAAAGUUUGAUCAAAAUCAGUUGGAAAAUCAGAAAUUUAGCAGCUUAGAAAAUAAGGAUAAUUUAGAAAAUAAGAAAAUUAGUAGCUUAGAAAAUGAGGAUAACUUAGAUGUAAAAUUGGAAACUGAGAAUUUUGAAAAUAAGGAAGAUAUAGAAUUGAAAGUUGAUUAAUUAUUUGGAUGUUUUUUAAUUUUAAGGAUUUGAAUUAUAUAAAUAAAACUUUACAUUUGCUGUACAUUUUUAAUACAUUUAAAAUUCAAAAUACUUGUAUUUUUAAAUGAAAGAAAUGAAUCAAAACACAAUGAGUGUAUAACAAAAGGUUUUAUAAUGAUGUACAAAAAUUAUAAAAAAAUACAG
This is a messenger RNA of Psylliodes chrysocephalus, 1569 nucleotides long. Lineage: Eukaryota; Metazoa; Arthropoda; Insecta; Coleoptera; Chrysomelidae. The record is from the annotation of a GenBank genome assembly.